AUGGGAAAAUCAACUAUCCUAGAGUGCUUGGUGAGAUUUUGUGAUGCAGUAGAAAAUCUCUACACAAGGGAGUACCUUCGCAGACCUUCUCCAAGGGACCUCCAAAGGCUUCUACAAAAAGCUGAGACUCGAGGUUUCCAAGGAGUGAUUCGAAGCAUCGAUUGCAUGCAUUGGCAGUGGAAGAAUUGCCCAACAGCUUGGCAAGGAGAUUAUGGGAAUCGAAAGGGCCAAAAAAGUAUAAUUCUGGAGGCCAUAGCUUCAUUCGACACUUGGGUUUGGGAUGCCUUCUUCGGAGUGGCCGGAUCUCAAAAUGACCUCAAUGUGCUUGGUCAAUCCCCAGUGUUUAAUGAUGUAUUGCGAGGUCAUUCUCCCCAGAUCACGUACCAAAUCAACAACACUGUAUACUCUGGUGCGUACUACCUUGCCGACGGAAUUUAUCCUAGGUGGACGACAUUCGUGAAAACAAUUCCGAAUCCUCAAUCCCAUAAGCAAAAAAGCUUUGCUGCCUUUCAAGAAGGUUACAGGAAAGACGUGGAAAUGUGUUUCGGUAUCUUGCAAGCUCGUUGGGCUAUUAUUAGGGGCGCUGCUCGGAUGUAUGAUGAGGAGGAUGAGUAUGAUUAUGAAGCUACAGAGGAGUUUGAACCGGAUCCCAUGAACACGUCAUUGACAAGAAUUUAUGAAAGGCCGAUGGGACCAAAUGGACAUCCAUUGGAGCACGAACCGUUAGUUCGAGAUGGUCGAUUCAACAACCCCAUGAUUGAUCGUUACCAAAAAAUGCAAUCUUCGUAUGUUCACGAGAGGCGUCAAAUUGACUUGAUCAAGCACUUGUGGGAGAUGAAAGACAAUCACAAUGGAUGA
Messenger RNA from Prunus avium (sweet cherry), 858 nucleotides. The record is from RefSeq and is a predicted model, not a curated record. NCBI's taxonomy places the organism in Eukaryota, Viridiplantae, Streptophyta, Magnoliopsida, Rosales, Rosaceae.